Zeugodacus cucurbitae (melon fly) is the source of this 2228-nucleotide messenger RNA. RefSeq names its product probable ATP-dependent RNA helicase Dbp73D (gene Dbp73D). The transcript has 5 exons. The coding region runs from base 18 to 2207 and encodes 729 amino acids. Gene Ontology annotation, cellular component: nucleus. Lineage: Eukaryota; Metazoa; Arthropoda; Insecta; Diptera; Tephritidae. The record is from RefSeq and is a predicted model, not a curated record. Gene Ontology annotation, molecular function: nucleic acid binding; ATP binding.
ACUCCUUUCCACUCGUUAUGUGGCAACUACCAAAUCCGUUUGUUUUUGUGAUUUUCUUUUAUGCUCAUUCCACACGUGUUUUAAUUGGGAAAAGUGUACAACGAAUACUAGUCCUAAAUUUGUUAAAUAAAAUGGAAUUGUUUACGAUAAAUCGGUAUACCACUGAAAAACCACAGGAAGCGAGUAAAAAUGAGGAAGCCAUUCUGCAGCAAAUUCUUCAAAAAGUGGAAAAACGUAAAAGAAAAAAGAGCACCGUGGAAUUGAUUGACAUUGAAGCUGGGCACGAAAAGAAGAAACCUUUGAAUGAUGUUAUCAGUAAGGACCCAGCUAUAUCAGAGCUUAAGGAUAUCAACACAGCAGAAGUAAUUGAUACCGAUAAAGAUGUCGAUCCAGUUGCUGAUGAUGAACCCGAAGAAAGCCAUUUUCAAGUGCUCGGCGAAGAUGUGGACAAAAGCAAGCCCCAAAAAGUCAAUAUGGUGUUGCCUUCGUGGCUGGCACAUCCAACAGUAAUUUCAACAACAGUUGCACCAAAAAGUGAUGCAGCGUCCGAUGAUGCGGCCAUUAACAAAUUAACCUAUUUAGCACCACAUAUACGUCAUACACUUAAAGAAAUGCAAUUCUCCCGACUAUUCCCUGUGCAAACAGCAGUGAUACCAUGGUUACUAGAGGCUCAAGCCAAGCCGCCACCAUUCCGGCCGCGUGAUAUCUGUGUUUCGGCGCCUACGGGCAGUGGUAAAACACUCGCGUUUGCCAUACCGGUUGUACAAUUGCUGGCCAAUCGUGUUGAGCGGAAGAUUCGUGCAUUGGUUGUGCUGCCAGUUGCUGAAUUAGCAUUGCAAGUGUUUAAAGUGUUUAAGAAGUUAUGUGAAAAAACAGAUCUGUCUGUUUGUCUGUUGUCCAAAAAGUUUCCAUUCGCUCAGGAGCAAGAAAAACUGGUCGAAUUGUACAAGGGGCAAUAUUACUCCAAAGUCGAUAUUGUGGUGACAACACCUGGCCGAUUGGUCGAUCAUUUGCAUGCCACCAAAGGAUUUUGUUUAAAAGCUCUGCGAUUCCUUGUUAUUGACGAAGCCGAUCGUAUAAUGGACGCUGUUUUUCAGAAUUGGCUUUAUCAUUUGGACGAACAUGUGCGUGCUACUUCCGAUCAACUGCUCUCAGGACGCGCAGCACCAUUAUGCUUUCGCGAAUUGGAGUCCUCGUAUGAUACACAACCUCAUAAAUUACUGUUUUCAGCGACACUUUCACAAGAUCCGGAAAAACUACAAAAUUUGCGAUUAUUCCAGCCCAAACUAUUUACAUCCGUACUAGCAAACUUAUCGCAGGUGCAAGAAAAGUUCGCUGACGCGACAAGCAGUGAAGUGCAAAAGAGUGAGGAAUUGAGACGAGGUGAAUUCAUUGGCAAAUAUACAACGCCAGCAGAGCUGUCCGAAUGUUAUUGCAUCAUAGAAAAUCGUAUAAAACCGCUAACGCUUUUCGCUCUGAUUAACGAAAAUGAAUGGACCAAAUUCCUAUGUUUCACCAACAGUGCCGAGUCGUCGAACAGAUUGUCAUUCGUACUGAAUUCCUUAUUUAAAGAAGACUUGGUUAUACGAGAGCUGAGUGCAUCCAUUACACCAAAAGAGCGCGCAAAUGUGUUGAGUCAAUUUGCCCGUGGACGUAUCAAUGGUUUGGUAUGUUCGGAUGCAUUAGCACGUGGUAUAGACAUACCCGAUGUGGACGUCGUCAUCUCUUAUGAUCUGCCGAGACACAUAAAAACGUAUAUACAUCGCAUUGGCCGUACUGCGCGUGCCGGCAGCCCAGGCACAGCAAUAACUAUGCUAACACAAAAGGAACUGCAACAAUUCAAUCAUAUUCUCGGAGAAGUGGGUAAAAUUCUAACCAACGAAAUGACCGUAAAGACCAACUAUGAGGCCGAGUAUGCCAAGCAAUACACAAUGGCGCUGCAAGAACUGCGCAGGAAAGUGGAACAAGACAAACGCUUGCAAAUAUUGCGAAAGGAACGCGUCAAGGAUAAUGCCAAAUUGGCGGCUAAAGAUCCAUCAAAGAUGUCCGUCAUGGAGAAAUUGCAACUGCAGGUUUCGACACAAGUGGGCGACAUAGAGCAGGACAAGGAAGAAAGUCGAAUGCAAAAAAAUAAUAUGAAGAAUAAUAUGGUUAAGCGCAAGAAAUUUAAUGCAAGUGCAGGCAAAACUAAAGAAAUACAGAAAUAAUGUGAUCAACUAUAUUCAAUA